Molecule: messenger RNA, 1654 nt
Organism: Paramecium tetraurelia
Lineage: Eukaryota; Ciliophora; Oligohymenophorea; Peniculida; Parameciidae
Exons: 6
Biological process (GO): fructose 6-phosphate metabolic process; glycolytic process
Cellular component (GO): cytoplasm
Molecular function (GO): 6-phosphofructokinase activity
Source: RefSeq, a predicted model, not a curated record
AUGAGUGAAUCAAACUCCACUCUCUUUUAUGCUGGAAUUACAUUGGCAUCUGGAUUGAUCACAGAUUUUCUUAUAAAUCGAUUAAAUAAGAAGGAGGUAAUAGAAGAUCCAAAACCUCUAAGAAGCCUAACACUCAGAAAAAGAUCAUUUAUCAACUCAAAACAGGCCCCAGUUCCAGAAUCACUCUUAAACUCUGAGAAUCCAUUGCUUGAUGAAAUCAAAUUCUUAAACAGUGCAACUUGUGAUAUCGAGAGAGUCAAUCAUCUUUCACUUGGAUUAGAUGAUGAAUUUCCAAAUAUUAAAUCACCAUUAUUGGGAGAAGGCAAUUUGAGAUCAGUCUUUGGAGGAGGUGGAUUUUUACCAGAUGACGCCUUUGUAUAUUGUGGAUCUUAUGUAAUUAACACAGCUGUAUUUGGUCCUGGUAAAAGAAUUGAGCAGACAAAGAAAUGGUUGAGGGCAGGACCACGUAAAUCAUUAUUUUUCGAUCCAAAAACAGUGAAAGCUGCAAUAGUGACAUGUGGAGGAUUAUGUCCAGGAUUGAAUGUGGUAAUUAGAGAAUUAUUUAUGUCCUUACAUUACAACUAUGGAGUUUAAGAUAUCUAUGGAAUAAAGUAUGGAUACAAAGGAUUUUAUUCUUAUGAUUGGAUUAAAUUUGAUGCAAACUAUGUUAAAAACAUUCAUAAUUUGGGAGGAACUAUUUUAGGUUCAUCAAGAGGUGGAUUUGAUUUAAACAAGAUUGUAGAGGCUAUUGUUAAUCAUGGAAUUAAUCAAGUGUUCUGUUUAGGAGGAGAUGGUACUCAUGGAGGAGUGUUGGAAUUGUUUAAGGAAUUAAGAAAGAGAAAGCUUAAGAUAUCAAUUGUGGGUAUUCCUAAAACUAUAGAUAAUGACAUUGCUAUAAUAGAUGAAUCUUUUGGUUUUGAGACAGCUGUUGAAGAAGCAAUAAAUGCAAUUAGAUCAGCAUAUAAAAUGGUGUUGGAUUGGUCAGACUAAUGGGUAGAAAUGCUGGAUUCAUUGCUAUGUCUGCUUGCAACAAAUGCUUCUAGAGAUGCUCAUGUUUGUUUGAUCCCAGAAUUCAGAUUUGAAUUGUAUGGAGAGAGAGGUCUUUUGGAGUACUGUUACUAGAGACUCAAGAAGAAGGGCACUUUGGUUCUUGUCAUUGCUGAAGGAGCAGGAGAUGCUAUGUUGGAUUAUAAAGUUAAUGUGGUUGAGACUGAUGCAUCAGGUAACAAAAAAUCUUAGGAUGUUGGUGUAAUUGUGAAAGAUGAACUUACUAAAUAUUGCAAAAACAAAGCAAUGAGUAUCACUCUUAAGCAUAUCGAUCCUACUUACAUGAUCAGAACAGUCCCUGCUAAUCCUCAUGAUAAGAUUAUGUGCACUUAAUUGGCUCAAAACGCUGUUCAUGGUGCUAUGGCUGGUUUUUCAGGGUUCACUGUUGGUCAUGUCAAUAACAGAUUAGCUUACAUUCCCAUUGAAGAGUUACUCUCAGGAAAAUAUUCCAAUAGAGUUGUUGCUGACAGCAGAGAGUGGUAGAGACUGUUAGCCAGUACUGGUUAGCCAUCAUUCUUGAAUAAUGAGGAAUAGAUGAUCUAAUAAAAAUAAUAAUAAAUUUGAGAAUAUUAAUAAAGCAUAUCUAUUAAAAACACAAUUUAUAACA